GCUCCGCCUACGCUACCUGUGCGUGCAUGCGCCUCCGGGGGCCCGCGGGAGGGUGGGAGGCCCGCAGUCACCUGCUCGCCGGGCUGGGACCAGCCCGCUGCCGAGAACUCGUCACACGUUGGCACGCCUGGAGCCUCGCUCAUUGGUCCGCCCUGCGGGUACGAACGCUCCUCGAAUUGGCUCUCUGCGCGCCAGGCCGACCCAGCACUGGCUAACCCCGCGUAUUGGUCAAGCGGCCGCCAAGGCGGGUCUAGUGGCAGCGCGCUUCCUGCCGGUGGCCAGCCCAGCGCGCAUUGCCUCUUCCGCUGGCCCGCCUGGCCGCACCGGUGGCUCAUCGAGGCGCGGCGGCCACCGACCGGGCGCCCACGACCCCCUGGGGCCCGCGACUCGUUCCCAGCCCCCCGCCGCCGCCAUGAACAUCCGCAAUGCGAGGCCCGAGGACCUGAUGAACAUGCAGCACUGCAACCUGCUGUGCCUCCCGGAGAACUACCAGAUGAAGUACUACUUCUACCACGGCCUCUCUUGGCCUCAGCUCUCUUACAUCGCGGAGGACGAGAAUGGGAAGAUUGUUGGCUAUGUGUUGGCCAAAAUGGAGGAAGACCCAGAUGACGUGCCCCAUGGACACAUUACGUCACUGGCUGUGAAGCGCUCGCACCGUCGCCUUGGCCUGGCGCAGAAGCUGAUGGACCAGGCCUCCCGAGCUAUGAUUGAGAACUUCAACGCUAAAUAUGUCUCUCUGCACGUCAGGAAGAGUAACCGGGCCGCCCUGCACCUCUAUUCCAACACUCUCAAUUUCCAGAUCAGUGAAGUGGAGCCCAAGUACUACGCAGAUGGGGAAGACGCGUAUGCCAUGAAGCGGGACCUCACCCAGAUGGCGGAUGAGCUGAGGCGGCAGCUGGAGCUGAAGGAGAAGGGCAGGCCGGUGGUGCUGGGGCCCGUGGAGAACAAGAACAACUCACUGUCGAGCGCAGGCGAGGCCUCCCGGGAGGAUAGUGGUGGGGACAGCAAGGACCUCAGUGAAGUCAGCGAGACCACAGAGAGCACUGAUGUCAAGGACAGCUCAGAGGCCUCUGACUCGGCCUCCUAGAGCCUGACCGAGCGCUGAGCCCCACCAGGCUGCAGACCACCUCGCCCUAACCGCUAGAUUGCCCAAUAAAAGUCACCCCUGUCCCUAGGGAAUCUGUGUCAA
This is a messenger RNA of Echinops telfairi (small Madagascar hedgehog), 1189 nucleotides long. It is a transcript of the gene NAA10, whose product is annotated as N-alpha-acetyltransferase 10, NatA catalytic subunit. Gene Ontology annotation, biological process: N-terminal peptidyl-glutamic acid acetylation. NCBI's taxonomy places the organism in Eukaryota, Metazoa, Chordata, Mammalia, Afrosoricida, Tenrecidae. The record is from RefSeq and is a predicted model, not a curated record. Gene Ontology annotation, molecular function: protein-N-terminal-glutamate acetyltransferase activity; protein N-terminal-serine acetyltransferase activity. Gene Ontology annotation, cellular component: NatA complex. Bases 413 to 1087 code for a protein of 224 amino acids. The transcript is spliced from 8 exons.